Messenger RNA from Chaetomium globosum CBS 148.51, 1257 nucleotides. RefSeq lists its product as uncharacterized. The coding region runs from base 1 to 1257 and encodes 418 amino acids. The record is from RefSeq and is a predicted model, not a curated record. Gene Ontology annotation, biological process: carbohydrate metabolic process; fungal-type cell wall organization. NCBI's taxonomy places the organism in Eukaryota, Fungi, Ascomycota, Sordariomycetes, Sordariales, Chaetomiaceae. Gene Ontology annotation, cellular component: fungal-type cell wall. Gene Ontology annotation, molecular function: hydrolase activity, hydrolyzing O-glycosyl compounds; glycosyltransferase activity. The transcript has 3 exons.
AUGUGGUUCACGCCAGGAUGGAAGGGGAUAGCAGCAACAGCAACUGUGUUGCUCAGCAGGACAGCACUCGCCCAGACGUGGUCAUCAUGUAAUCCACUAUCAACAACCUGUCCCGCCAACACGGCACUGGGCAUGUCAAUAAACGUUGACUUCACCCAAGGCGAGGUAAACUCCUUCGUCUCUGGUGGAGGGCGUCCAACCUACGGCAGCGAUGGCGUGAGCUUCACCGUCGCCGGGAGAGGUGACUCGCCACAGCUUGCCAGUAUCUUCUACAUCAUGUUCGGCCGCGUCGAGGUGACCAUGAAGGCCGCCCCAGGCGCCGGCAUUGUCAGCUCCCUCGUCCUGCUCUCCGACACCCUCGAUGAGAUCGACAUGGAGUGGCUCGGCUCCGACGACAGCGAGGUACAGACCAACUACUUCAGCAAGGGCCAGACCACCGACUACAACCGCGGCCAGUUCAACCCGGCCGCCAACAACCAGGCCGAGUUUAUCACCUACACCAUCGACUGGACCACCGACCGCAUCGUCUGGUACGUCGGCGGCACCGUCGUGCGCACCCUCACCUUCGACGAGGCCGCCGGCCAGUACCCGCAGACCCCCAUGCAGGUCAAGUUCGGCGCCUGGGCCGGCGGCGACCCCUCCAACCCCCCCGGGACCAUUGAGUGGGCGCGCGGACCGACCGACUACUCCAAGGGCCCCUUCUCCAUGAUCGUGCGGUCCGCCGUCGUCACCGACUACUCCACGGGCAAGAAGUACACGUACGGCGACCAGUCCGGCACGUGGCAGUCGAUCCGGUCGGACGGCGGCGAGAUCAACGGCAACGUCAACGGCGCGGGCUCCGUGGUGGUGACGGCCAGCGCGCCCGCGGCGACGGGGUCGCUGUCGCCCACCAUCCCGCCCGGCGGCAUCAUCGGCGGCACCGCCACCGACGGCAGCGGCGGGCCCGUCCGUACCGUCGGCCCCAUCCCCGACGGCUGGAUCAUGACCUCCGAGGGCAAGAUCGUGCCCGUCGGGUCGAGCACCAUACCCCCAGCGGGCUCCUUCUCAUUGGGACCCUCUGCCUCGCUCUCGCCGGGCUUUGGCAGUGAUGCCACCUUCACAACGCGUGUAGCCCCAGGGGGGACGGCAACACCCGGCGUCGGGAUGGUCCCUGCUGAUGCGCCGGCGGCAAACAAUGCAGUCACAGCCACGGGCCAAGGCCUCAUGAGGGUCCUCGCCGUGGUGCUUGCCGGUUACAGCUUUUACUACCUCUUCUGA